UAUGAAAAUCAGACUUGAGCGACCUAAGUAGACUUUUUCCUGAACGGAAAGAGCGAUCGGGAACACUCGAGCCGCCAUUGCCGUUUGCCGAGGAAGAGGAGGUUCAGGAAUCAGGAGGAGAUGAGCGGGCUGGAGCAGGAGCUGGGCCUGAGCCUAGGCGUCCUCAUCGACGUCGUCGACGAGCAGUGGAUGCGCGACACCCUCCCCGCCGACGACAUCCCCGUGCCGCCGGCCAUGGCAGUCAAGACUGAGGACGCCGAGGAUCCAGCGCCUGCCACAGAUCAGGAAAACCAACCAGCACAAGGGGAUGUAUGGCGUGAUUUUGCCUUGGAAAAUCUCUGAUCUUUCAUGCUCUACAUUCUACAAGUGCCUCUAGAGCUGAAGAUUCAAUGCUAAGGGUCUACGAGCUGCGUAGUACAUUGCGCUUUCUUCGCCGUGCUGCCCGAAUGUUUGUCUGAACUUAGUUUAAAAUAUGGUUUAUGCAAGUGUUCCAGAUAUUCCCCCCAUGAUGGAUUUGAGCCUUGUGUUAGCCUGUUAUAAAAUCUCCGGUGACGAUGACUGCUAUUUGUCUAUUCAAGCUCUCUAGAUUGUUUGCACAUGAUGGCACGCCUUGUGAUAACCUACUGCUGAAUGUCUUCCAUGACCUUUUGAGGCUCGUGCUUGAUUGCUAGUGUUUCUUAACCUAGCAUGGAGAGAAUGUUUCGGUA
This is a messenger RNA of Sorghum bicolor (sorghum), 707 nucleotides long. Its product is annotated as anaphase-promoting complex subunit 13. Gene Ontology annotation, cellular component: anaphase-promoting complex. Lineage: Eukaryota; Viridiplantae; Streptophyta; Magnoliopsida; Poales; Poaceae. The record is from RefSeq and is a predicted model, not a curated record. The transcript is spliced from 4 exons. Gene Ontology annotation, biological process: protein K11-linked ubiquitination. Bases 121 to 342 code for a protein of 73 amino acids.